GCUGAAGACCGAAGGAGAUGGAGUGAUCUGGAGAGUUCUGAAACACUUAACUCUCUGCUGCAGGACGACGUCGUUCGGAGAGCAGGAUGCAUCGCUGGACGUAGGAGACCACACGCAUGAACCUGCUGAAGCACUGCGUUUCAUUUAUAUGAAACGCAGCGUUUGGGGAAUGCUGUGAUGCUUAUCACAUUUGCUUUUGUUAUGUCAUUUACUGUUAUUUUAUCUUUUAUUUCACAUGAGACAAUUUCCGUUAGAAUGUUAGCACUACAUGUAAGGAGGAGGGAAUGGAAGAACCAUUCGGACAAACUUUAUCAGAAUAUUCAGACUUGGAGGAAGGGUUGCCUCGAACAGACCCAUGGCUAUGAAUGAAUGAGCUUUCUUUUCCUUUCCAUUGCUUCUCAGUUUCCAUUCUAUAUUUUCCAUUGGUGUUGUCUUGGGUUCGGUAGUUACAGCUCUUGAAGUCCAGGGAGUACUUAACAUUUGGUAUCCAGAGCCUUCAUCCUGAUGGCAGAGAAUACACGCUCCAGGCAGCAGCAAGAGGCCCUCCAACGGCAGGUUGAGUUACAGGAAGAAGCCAUGCACGAGGUCAAUGGCAGGUUAGAUCAAAUAAAUGAAACAGUAAAUCAACUUAAUGAUAUGCUAAGAACAAUAAUACAACAUCAGAAUGAACAUGCCAAUAGACACCUCAUGGGUCGUGAGGAAGAACAGUUGGUUAAUAGGGGCUUAAACACGAGGGGGGUCCGUUUGGAUUUUCCCCACUUUGAGGGGGAUAACCCAGCGGGUUGGGUUUUUAAAGCUACACAAUAUUUUGAUUUUUAUCAGACACCUCCUGCUCAAAGGUUGUUAAUGGCCUCUCAUAACAUGACGGGCGAGGCUUUGGUUUGGUAUCAAGAUGGUGUUGAAUCAGGCCAAUUUACAUCAUGGGAAACCUUUGUGAGAUCCUUGUUAAUGCGUUUCGGACCAACGGCAUAUGAUGACCCUAUGGAGGCCCUCACACGCCUCAAACAAACCUCAUCAGUAGCUGCCUAUAAGUCACAGUUUGAGGCCUUGUCAAAUCGCUUAAGGGGUUUGUCCGAACAUCACAAGCUCAGUUGCUUUAUGAGCGGGUUAAGGGAUGAGAUCCGUUUACCUAUACGGAUGCUCAACCCCAUUAAUAUGGGCGCUGCUUUUGGCUUGGCCAAGAUACAAGAGGAAUACCUCUCAGCUGCAAGAAACACCCCCAGAUCUGGGUUUGCCCAAACUGGAAGUUUUCAAUCGUUUGGGCAACCGGUGGACACCACUUCUCGAAACUCUCGCUAUAUUACUCCCAAGAGAAGAAUCCAAUCAGCCGCAAUGGAUGAAAAGCGCCGGAAGGGCCUUUGCUAUCAUUGCGAUGAAAAAUGGAAUCCAACUCACGUAUGCAAAGCCCCAAGAGUUUACGUAAUGCAGGCUGAGGAGGGAGGCCAGGUAGAUGGGACGGGAGUGGAAGAAGAACAGGCGCUGGGUGUAACAGAGUUAGGGGGAACUUCAGCAACAGUACCACUGGAAACAGUGGAAAAAGAACCGGAGAUAUCACUCAAUGCCAUUUCUGGCACUCCGGGUAAUAAUACCAUGCGGCUCCUAGGAAGAAUCGGUCAAGCACAUGUGGUCAUUUUAAUCGAUUCAGGGAGCACUCAUAACUUUAUUGACACAUCAGUAGCAGAGAAGGCAAAGAUUGAGGUAGAUACAACCCACCAGCUGAAAGUUCGAAUAGCUAAUGGCGACAUCAUCCAAACUGAAGGUUACUGCAGUAGAGUGAGAACCAACCUGCAAGGUACACAAAUUAACCCUUCUUUUUAUGUUUUAUCUUUGGGAGGUUGUGACAUUGUCUUGGGAGUGAGUUGGUUGAUGACUUUGGGCCCUAUUAUUUGGGAUUUUUCCGCUUUAACAAUGCAUUUCGAAUAUAAGGGGAAGAAAAUCUGUUUGAAGGGGCUAAGCCCUUCCGGGUUAUCUUUGGAGGGGAGUCAUAAAGCCCUCUUACAAUCCUUAAGGCGUGGGAGGGGAAUAUUUUUACAGCUGGUAUGUAAUAUGCUGGAUAACCAGCCCAUUACAGUUCCUCAGGAGGUUCAGGAGAUUUUGGAUGAUUUUCAGCAAGUUUUUGCAACACCUAAAGGGUUACCCCCCUUUAGAGCUCAUGACCACAGAAUCAUCUUAAAAGAAGGCACUCAGCCUAUUUCAACCAGACCAUACCGCUACCCGCAUUAUCAAAAGGCCGAGAUAGAGAAAAUCAUUUCUGAAUUACUCUCUACUGGGGUAAUACGACCCAGUAACAGUCCUUUUUCAUCACCAGUUUUGUUAGUAAGGAAGGCGGAUGGUAGUUGGCGUCUUUGUGUGGAUUAUAGGGCAUUGAACAGGGAGACAGUUAAGGACAAGUUUCCCAUUCCUGUCAUUGACGAGUUAUUGGAUGAGUUAUAUGGUUCAAUAGUUUUUUCUAAGCUGGAUUUGCGCUCGGGUUAUCACCAAAUCCGAGUCACCCCGGAAGACGUAUCUAAGACAGCUUUUAGAACACAUGAGGGUCACUACGAGUUCCUCGUAAUGCCUUUUGGAUUGACCAAUGCCCCAUCCACGUUUCAGGGCCUUAUGAACACCAUAUUUCGUCCAUUUUUGAGGCAAUUUGUGCUUGUAUUUUUCGACGACAUUCUGAUUUAUAGCAGGUCAUGGAAGGAACACUUGGGUCACCUUCAUCAGGUUUUGGAGGUGCUGAACAACCACAAACUCUAUGCUAAUAUGUCAAAAUGCAGAUUUGGGUUACAGGAGAUUGACUACUUGGGGCAUGUUAUCAGUUCAGAAGGAGUUAAGGCUGAUGCUUCGAAAGUGGCAUCAAUGUUGGAUUGGCCAGCACCCACUACUCUGAAAUCCUUGCGUGGGUUUCUGGGCUUAACGGGCUAUUAUCGUAAGUUUAUCAAACACUAUGGCUUAAUUGCAGCCCCACUCACUCAGUUGCUUAAGAAGAAUGCAUUCCUAUGGACUGAAGAGGCCGAGAAGGCUUUUGGGGAGCUCAAAAAGGUUGUUUCCGAGCCCCCAGUCCUAAGGCUACCAGAUUUUUCACACCCUUUCACUAUUGAAUGUGAUGCAAGUGGAAAGGGUGUCGGUGCAGUUCUAAUGCAAUUCAACCAGCCCAUCGCCUUCAUGAGCAAGGUUUUAAAAGGCAAGGCCCUAUUGCUUUCCACCUAUGAGAAGGAAUUUUUCGCGGUGGUUACAGCAGUUCAGAAAUGGAGGCCUUAUUUAUUGGGCCAGUCCUUCAUCAUUAAGACAGACCAGCAGGCCUUGAAAUAUAUUCUGGAACAAAGAGUGGCAACGGUAACUCAGCAAAAGUGGCUCACCAAAUUACUCGGCUAUGACUUCACUAUUUCAUACAAGAAAGGAAAAGAGAAUAAGGUAGCCGACGCCCUGUCUCGAAAAAUGGAGGACCAGAUUAGCCCAGCGGGAGUGCUGGCCAUGAUUUCACUCCCUAACCCUGAAUGGAUUGAGGAUCUCAAAGCCAGUUAUAGAGACUCAGUGGAGAUGGUGGAUCUGAUUACCAGAAUUUAG
Molecule: messenger RNA, 3549 nt
Organism: Carya illinoinensis
Lineage: Eukaryota; Viridiplantae; Streptophyta; Magnoliopsida; Fagales; Juglandaceae
Exons: 1
Coding region: 505-3549 (1014 amino acids)
Source: RefSeq, a predicted model, not a curated record